CCCACGCAUCCCCCCCCGCCGCUCACCGCUCACCAACCCUUUAUCGUUCGCCUUUGACCUUUGACAUUCUCGCUCCUCGCAAUCCGGACCGGGCUGACCUUGCACCAUGCACCUCAUGUACUACCUGGAGAACGGCAAGCGGGUCUACACGCUCAAGAAAGCGAAUCCCGCCGGCAACCUGACGGAGUCGGCACACCCGGCACGCUUCUCCCCCGACGACAAGUUCUCCGGUGCAAGAGUGGCAAACAAGGCUCGAUUCGGGGUGCUGCCUACACAGCAGCCGCCUAUCGUUCUCUGAUUUGACCUCUCUCUCUCUCUCUCGCAUGAGAUGGAUGUGAUUGGUUGGGCGAGAGGCCGUUUCGGAGCCAGACGUAGAAUCUUGCGCAAAGUGUUGUCCAAAGGGUGGGCGUUGUGUAUAGCGUUUAGUGUAGUAACAGGUCGGAGGCGUUUUUGAUGAUGUUUUGUGUGUGAUUGGGUUGUUGCUGGGGCCUCUGUGCCGUUGCCCUUAAUGUCUCUUUUCUGUCGAUUCCCUUUGCGUUUGGCCCGUCCGGUGCUCCCGGCACGGCUGGGGAUGACGCAAAGACACUAUUCGGGGCUGUAUGGACAUCCAUCUCUUGAAUACACAACUUGAGUACGUUCUACGAAGGCAAGGUACAGGACAGCAGUAGUGCGUACAGUACUGUAUCCGUUGAGCGCACGAUGGCACUGACCAUGGUGUCUUGCGGGUGUGAUGCAGGGUCCUCGAAACGCGAGAACUGUGUUUUGUGCCGCAAGGGCAAGAGGUGCAAGGCUGUGUGUGAUUCUGGUGACUACUCUGAUGGCAGCCAGCCGUACUUGUUGUCUGUCAUGCUUGAUGCUGGCAGCGGCGAGAAAUGUGUGCUCUAGCGAGGUCGUGUGUUCAUCUGUUGACCACGGCUUCCACAGCCAUCCAGCCUGAUCCACGCAAGGAAGCCGAGGAUGUGUGUUUUCAAGUUGUCUUAACAACACUCUUGAAUAUUGCCGGGUGGCAGGCAAAAGGCCGACUAAAUCCCUUGGGGCCUUGCAGUACGCGGGGAUGAGCACUAAUACGUACGGUUAGUCGAGACACAAAGCUGCACAACAGCGAGCGUUUUGCUUACGCGGGUGAUGGGGUUCGUUUGUGAUUUCGACAACAAGUACUAAUCGUUUUUCAUAAAACAUUCGGAAGAGCAUUGAUGCACUUUACCUGGGGAAGAAACUCGAUCCUUCGAUCGACGGUUUCUGAGGACGAAUCGAGAUGUUGCCCUGUACCCACUUCGGGACUUGAUUGAGUGUUUCUUGCCCACCUGGCUUGAAAUGCGCACCCGUGACCACAAAAGGCAAGCCAAGCAUGGGAGUACCAACGUUGCCAUUCAAUGCAUACAUGUCUCGGGAGCGUGGGACGAAACAGCCAAAAGUCUUUUGUGUGCGUGUGUCCGGUUUGCUAUGGCGCCAGUCAACAUUACUUAAAACCCUCGGGGUGUUUUUCAGCCGGGGUCAGACAGGAGGCAUGUCAUAGACCACCUUAGGAGCGCAUUGUUGGUUUUAUAGUGACAAGU
Molecule: messenger RNA, 1556 nt
Organism: Ectocarpus sp. CCAP 1310/34
Lineage: Eukaryota; Phaeophyceae; Ectocarpales; Ectocarpaceae
Source: the annotation of a GenBank genome assembly